This is a messenger RNA of Anguilla rostrata (American eel), 1343 nucleotides long. RefSeq names its product olfactory receptor 1E16-like. The transcript has a single exon. Gene Ontology annotation, molecular function: G protein-coupled receptor activity; odorant binding; olfactory receptor activity. Gene Ontology annotation, biological process: detection of chemical stimulus involved in sensory perception of smell; G protein-coupled receptor signaling pathway. NCBI's taxonomy places the organism in Eukaryota, Metazoa, Chordata, Actinopteri, Anguilliformes, Anguillidae. Gene Ontology annotation, cellular component: membrane. The record is from RefSeq and is a predicted model, not a curated record. Bases 40 to 1023 code for a protein of 327 amino acids.
CUAAAGUAAAGCAACAAAGAGAAGAAAUCAGACCCUGAAAUGACCUCCCUGAAUUCCACCCUCUAUCUAAAUACAACUUUUGUGCGUCCCCCGUUUUUUUUCAUCAAUGGUUUGGAUAACAUGCCCCAUGCCAAAUACUACUAUGUUUUCCUGUGCUUUGUUUUUGUGGUCUCUGUGUUGGGGAACUCAUUUGUCAUGUUUAUUAUAUACACAGAGGGCAGAUUUCACACCCCAAAGUAUAUGGCCAUUUUUAAUUUGCUUAUAGCUGACUUGGGUGAAAGCACUGCUCUUAUUCCAAAUGUAAUUGCAAUGUUUCUUUUUGAUUCACAAUACACCUCCUUUGACGCUUGCUUGGCAAACAUGUAUUUUGUGCCUUUAUUUGCCUGUUUACAGUCUCUAACUCUUACUGUUCUGGCCUAUGAUAGAUUGGUGGCAAUAUGCUUGCCAUUGAGAUACCACGCCAUCAUCACAAUGCAAGCAAUGGUUGUGAUGUUAACAGUGGUGUGGGCAUAUGAUUCAGUUUUAAUGAUUUUAAUGGUGACUUUCAUUACCAGAUUGUCCUUUUGUAAAUCUAUUGUGGUACAAAGCUACUUUUGUGAUCAUGGGCCCAUAUACAAAUUGGCAUGCAAUGACAAUUUUAUUAAUCAGGUGAUAUCAAGAGUUCACGCGGUAUUAUUGCUGUAUUUACCCUUUAUUUUGACUGUAAUCUCAUAUGUAUUUAUUGCUGGUGUACUGUCUAAAAUAGCUUCAUCAGAAGGGCGAUUUAAAGCCAUUAAGACUUGUUCUGCACACCUAAUGCUAGUGGCUUUAUAUUAUCUUCCAAUAAUGGGAACCCAGAUUGCUGGACUAACUUCAACCCUUCAGCCUAAUGGCAGGAUAAUUAAUUUGUCCAUUGCAAAUUCCAUUACCCCCAUGAUGAACCCAAUCAUUUAUGUGCUGAACACAGAAGAGAUUAAGGAAUUCUCAAAAAAACUUUUCAAAAGAAAAAAAAAAAACUGCAACAGAAUUAAACAAUCAAAAUAAAGGAACAGAUUUAUAUUAAGAGACGGCUGCUUUUUACCGUAUCACAAACUGCAGUCCAGAGAGUCCAGAUCCAGAGGGGGAAACAGUGGUAAAAAUUCCUUAGCCUCUUUUGAACACAGAAAAUGUUAAAUGUUAAAAUGUUAUUUUGUGGAACCUUACGUUUCAGGGUCAAAGAAGAGCAACAAAAUUGAUUCCUAACAAAGUGUAUGUAAACUUUUGACCCAGGGAAAAUCUUAUAUAGUACAUAAAAGCUGAAAUAAAUCUGUAUCUUAGCUGUUAUUUAUAAAUUACCUCUUAUGGAAAUAAAGUAGAUAACCUAA